AUGUUUUUGGGCUUUAGAAGGGUGAGAUUCAAUUUUGGAGCAGUGUUAGAGUAAUAUCAACACUUGGUAAGACAAGAGGAAAUAGUUAGAGAUGAGAGGUAAGUGAAUACGGUAUGAUUAAAUAAUUAAGACUAAAAGAUUGUUUAAUUCGAUAGAGUCAACGAUCAAUUGGUCUAAACUCAUCAACAAUGGCUGUAAUACUCAAAAUUCCUGGAUGAUUUUAUUAAAAGAAACCAUAAGCCGCAGCAAAGCUAAGUGUAAUAACCAUCUGCAAAGUAGUCAUCAUUCUUUAGCUCUUUGUUCGGGGGUUCGCAGACUAUAAGCAUAAACGAGACUAAACUAUAAUCAACCCAAUAACAUCAUAACCGUCCAUUUGUAUAGUAGAUCUAAGGGUUAUAUGUUUUCGGAUCGCCAGGAUGUGGGAAGACUUAUAUAAUGGAUUUAUUUUAUGAAUAAUGUCAAAUUCCCCAAAAGAAAAGGAUCCACUUCAAUGAAUUCAUGCUGGACUUCCAGAAGGAUAUGCAUAAUUGUUCUAGUAAAGAGGAUCCUGUGACCAAAGUGGGUACUGCAAAAGCGAAGGAGUUAAGAUUAUUAUGUCUAGAUGAAUUCUAGGUUACAGAUAUAGGAGAUGCUUUAAUUUUGAAGAGAUUGUUUGAGACCAUGAUCAAUAACCAUAUGGUUUUAGUGGCCACAUCCAACAGACCACCAGAAGACUUGUAUAAGGGAGGAUUGUAAAGACAUUUAUUUUUACCAUUUAUUCCAUUUUUAAAACAGUCAUGCAUUAUUCACAAUAUGGACUCACAGGUUGAUUAUAGAUACUCUUAUGUAUGAAUAUUCUGCAAUAUCAAUAGUCUGAAGCUCAAACAAUGAGACUGUUAACAUAUACUAGUCCUUUGGAUGAAAGUGCUGAACAGACUAUGAAAGGAAUUUUCAAAAGAAUAAGUGGAACAGACAAAUUGUAAAUACUGAGUGUCUAAUUUUUAUUAGUUAUGAGAAAGAAAUUGAGGUUAUUGAAGGAAGGAACUUCAAAGUAAAAAGACAAGCGAAUGGAGUAGCCUUGUUUGAUUAUGAAGAGUUAUGUGAGGAUGUAGUAGGAGCCUCAGAUUUCAUAGCCAUAUGUAGGAAUUAUCACACUAUUUGUCUAAAGGGAGUGAAAUAGAUCAGUAUGAGUAAUCGAAAUGCUGCUCGUAGAUUUAUCUUACUAAUUGACGAAAUGUACAAUCAUAAAACUAAAUUGUAUUGUUCUGCAGAAAGAGACUUGAUGAAUCUCUUCGUUGUAAAAAGCAAAGGGGAACAAUAUGACGAAGAGUUUGCUCUUGAAAGAUGUAGAUCUAGAUUGCAAGAAAUGCAAUCAAAAGAAUAUCUAGAGACUCCAUCCUAUUAUGAUUAAUAAAAAUAAUGA
Paramecium octaurelia is the source of this 1402-nucleotide messenger RNA. NCBI's taxonomy places the organism in Eukaryota, Ciliophora, Oligohymenophorea, Peniculida, Parameciidae. The record is from the annotation of a GenBank genome assembly.